UUGCCUAGCAAAAAUAUAUUUUCCGCGACACUUGUUGACAAGUUUAGAAAUAACUAUAUUACCAAUCGUACUGCAGGCGCAAUAAACUGACCUAACAAUUCCAUUCCGCUGUGGAAAGGGUGCCAAAUACAACUGGCCAUGUCAAAGAGACUUGUCACAGUUGUAACAAGCACUUUACCGCAUGCAUUUACAUAUCGUAUUGAGUAUUCCGAGUAAUUAGAUUAAGCAUACGACACGUUACCUGCUCCAGCCAUUUCUUUCAUGAUGAAUGAACAGUUGGCAACGAAACGCGCAGCUGUCGAAGUGGAUUUGCACUUGGUACAUGGUACUUCGUACGCUCAACUCACAGUAAAAUCUCGUGUAAUGAAUAAAGCGAGCGAGAAAACACCAACUCGGCAAACGAAACUCACCUUUAAGCGCGGUCCCAAGACGUCUCCCAAUCACAUUGACUAUGAGCGUAUACAGCCAGCAAAAGUGCAAUCCCAGUACGCUGUCGCAGCUCCAAUGGCAAUCAAGGCUGCAACAUCGCCAGCUGGGAAAAUGCAGCUCAAAUUGAGCACAAGCAAAAUUCGACUGCAACAACAAACCGUCCAAAUUGAAGGCACUACGGAUGCUCUACGUCGCAAGUCGGCGCCUCAGCUCUUCAGUUUUACCAUAGCGCCUAAGCUUGGCAUGUCUGCCGUGGGCGAAGCUCAAAUGGUGCCACGUUUGCCCGUCUACGAGCUGAGCCACUGCAUCCGACGUUCGCGCACUCUUGGCUUGCCCGAGGCGAAGGUCAUUCCGACCACCACGGACAGCAACAGUGAGCCAAGCAGCGGCAGCUUGACGGGCGGCAGCUUGACGGGCGGCAGCUCUACGUCACCCGAAUCGCUGCUGGAUAAUGUGCUAAGCGGCGCCUCCUCCGUCUCAGUGCAAAGCAGCAGCGCCAGUGACAUUACAGUGGCACCUCCACCACCACCACCGCCUCCUCCAGCACUAAAGUCACCGCUGCUGGCCAAACCCAAACGUGUGCUCAGUUUAAAGGCUUCGCCGGAGCUUCGCAUCUCGCCACCUACGCCGGAUAGUGGCGUUCAACCGGAGAUUAGCACACUACUUUUGCCCGGCAUGGAACCGUCGGAUACACUCAAUUCCUUGGCCUCCAGAACCAGCUGCUCGCCCUCACCUGCUGGCUCGCCCAUGGUAUCGCCCUCGAAUAGCUUUCAGCUACGCAACGAUGCCAACAGCUGUGUGAGCAUUACUUAUCCCGAGGAUCUCAAGUGCGCCAUCUGCAUGGAUGUCUACACCGAUCCGCGUACGCUGCAUUGUCUACACUCAUUCUGCCUGCAGUGCCUGGCGAGUGAGCAACUCCGCGAAGAGGUCCACUGGGAGGAUCGCUCCAACUACAGUAUGCGCUCCUCGACGCCUGAACUCGCAACGGUUUCGCCGGCCCGGCAGCGCGGCGCCAGCUUCAGUCUGCGCAGCAAAAAGUCCAUGGAUCGCAUGGUGUCACGGGUCGAUGCCAAGAACUCUGCAAGCUUUGCCAGCGAAGCGGACAACAUGCGCUGCAUAGGCUGUCACAUUUGUCAAUAUGUCACGGAGCUUCCAGCAGUGGGUGGAGUGCGUCAAUUGCCGCAGAACUUUAUGCUGGUGCGACGCAUUGAGGCACUGCGUCUGCAAGCUGGCGACGAUGUCAUCUCGCGUGUGUGGUGCUCGCUCUGCAGCGAUGAAAUUAGCGCCACCUAUCACUGCAUCAGCUGCACCCUGAAUCUGUGCUCGCUGUGCAAGGAGGCGCACGAAAGGCAGCGCAGCACAGCCAAUCACCAUCUGAGGAACAUUAUGGAGCUGCGACGCGCACGCAAGCAGAAACAACAGCAGUUGGGAUUGGGAGACAGCAGUCAUUUGCUGUUGAAGUGCGGACUCCAUGGCUUCGAGCUGAAGGCCUUCUGUGUGCCCUGCCAGCAGCUGGCCUGUUCGGAUUGUCUGGUGCUGCAGCAUCGCAAUCAUCGCCACGAGACGGUUGCCAAGGCAGCAGUGCAGCUGCAGGUGGCCAAACAGCUGCGUGAGGCAACGGAACAGACGCGUCCACUCUGUCAAUAUGCGGAGCAUUCGAUUGAGCGACUCAACGAGAUUGCACGCGGCAUAAAUGCCCGAUGUGAUGACAUCCAGGCGCAGGUGGAGAGCUACAUGAAUAGUUACUUUGAGGCACUGCAGUCGCAUCGCAACACGCUGCUCCAGCAAAUUAGUCGUGCCCGAGAGUCCAAGAUUGAGUUGAUACUCAAUCAACAGCUAGAGCUUGAGAAACGCACGCAGCAAGCUCUGGAUGCCAUACGCUUUAGCCAGGAACUGUGCGAUAUUGGUGCCGAGGUCGAAAUAUUGAGCUUUGCUCGCAUUCUGCUCCGACGCUUCGAGUAUUGCCAGCAGUUCAAGCCGCCAGUUGAUCCUAAGAUCUCGGAUUCGCUGCAUUUUCUGGCAAAGAUUCGAGCGCCCGCCACCAAGGAUCAGAACGACAUACCGCUCUACGGCAUCAUCACCAUGCAGACGGUGGAGCCAACGCUCUGCACGCUGCAAUGGGAGGGCUUCUCGCAGCUGCGACUGCACAGAACAGUGCAGCUAAUGCUGCUCUCCAGGGAUCGCGAUGGGGUUGCCUUGUGUCACGGUGGCCUGGAGAUCAAUUGUAUGAUCAAGUACAAGGAGUUGAAUGCCAAGUUUCUGCCCAUCGAUGUGGCCGAUCAUCGCGACGGCACCUACAGCAUUGCCUUCACUCCGGACACGCAGGGUACCCUCAUGCUAACUGUCAGCAUCAACGAUCGUCAGAUCAAGGGCAGUCCAUACACCUUCAAUUGUCGGCAAGUGCGUCCACACACCGGUAUCUAUCACUGCUGCGCUUUCUGUUCUGGCAAAGGGAACAAGAGUGUGAAGUGUUCAUGUGAAGGACGCAUGCCAGGCUACAGUGGCUGUGGCCAUGGACAUGCCGGACAUCCUGGGCGGAGGCAUUGGUCCUGUUGCGGCAAUGUGCUGGAAAACUCCGAAUGUAAUGUGGCUAACAAGCUGCUGAACUCGUAAGCAGCAUAUUGUCAACAUGUGAUGAACAGACAGGGACGUCGAAAGCGUGUAGGGUAUACUUCAAGACAUGCAGUUUAUUUCAACAUGGUUUAUUUUUUUGUUGUAUGUUGUGUGAAACUUAGAGAAUAAUAUGUAAGCGGACUUCAAAAUGGGAUGCUGGAGAUGCUGUCAUGUUACUUCAAUCCUCGUUGUCCGAGUACCACGAAAGACGCUCCUCGUAGAAGCGAAUGACCAUUUGUGGGAUCUUUACAUUCGCCACUGUCGAUGGCACCAUUUCCGCUUGAUCCACGCCCUUGAAUUGAAUGAGGAAUGUGAGACGCCCAUCAUUAUCGGAUGCGCCUAAUAUCUUUUCAGCCUUGAGGCCACGAUCGAAGCCAGUGCCGCCAGCUGGUACUAAUACUUCGGCACGCUUGGUUUUGCUAGCUGGACCUGGGGGUUCCUCGGAUUUGCGCUUGUUGUUGCUGCUGUUAUUGGUGGUGCUGGGAGUGGAUGAGCUCGAGGCAUCCUUAUUCUCGGCAGUACUACCGGGACGAUCUUUUUUAGCCGUUGCAUUAGCCUGUCAAUAAUUAUACAUUACGCUAAUGCAGCAUAUAAGAAAAAAAAACGUCUGAACUCACCUCAUCCUUGCGUGACAAUUCGUAUUGUUGUAUUAAAUCUUGGCAGUCGAGAUUGCCCUCGGGCUCCCAAGUGUUUUCUGUUUCAGCAUAACCCUUCCACUUGAGGUAAUACUCAACCUUAAGCGGAAUAAAAUUAAUUCGUAUAAACAUAUUAAUUUUGUGUAAUACGAACCUUUCCUUUGCGCACACGACGGUCGAGAAUCUUCUCCACGGCAUACUCCUCCUCUUCCUCCUCUUCACCACCAGAGGAUUGCGGAUCUCCCUUUUUAGACAUUUUACUUAAAAUUUA
Drosophila sulfurigaster albostrigata is the source of this 3948-nucleotide messenger RNA. Its product is annotated as E3 ubiquitin-protein ligase TRIM45. Lineage: Eukaryota; Metazoa; Arthropoda; Insecta; Diptera; Drosophilidae. The record is from RefSeq and is a predicted model, not a curated record. The transcript has 7 exons. The coding region runs from base 262 to 3042 and encodes 926 amino acids. Gene Ontology annotation, molecular function: protein binding; ubiquitin-protein transferase activity; zinc ion binding. Gene Ontology annotation, cellular component: nucleoplasm; chromatin. Gene Ontology annotation, biological process: positive regulation of DNA-templated transcription.